Molecule: messenger RNA, 4464 nt
Organism: Anoplopoma fimbria (sablefish)
Lineage: Eukaryota; Metazoa; Chordata; Actinopteri; Perciformes; Anoplopomatidae
Gene: mad1l1
Product: mitotic arrest deficient 1 like 1
Exons: 18
Coding region: 276-2438 (720 amino acids)
Biological process (GO): attachment of mitotic spindle microtubules to kinetochore; mitotic spindle assembly checkpoint signaling
Cellular component (GO): kinetochore; mitotic spindle; nuclear envelope
Source: RefSeq, a predicted model, not a curated record
UCUCGUUUGAGCUGAACUGGAGGGAUUUCUGUGGCUGCAGCUAACAUGCUAGCAGUGCGGAGAUAACUUAUCCCACGUUACCACUAGCCUGCCACGCUUCACAACAAGCAGUCAGUCCUGAGGUGAGGACGUAUAUGCUUCAAAGUGAUGCCUGUAUGGAGGUUAAUGCUAUGCUAGCCGUACGCAUGCUAGCACCUUCUGAACAGCUGUAGAAACUAACGCAACACACACACAGCAGGGAAGCUAGUGUUAGCAGAACACCAGCGGCUGUAACAAUGGAUUUAGAAGAUGACACCACUGUGUUGACAACCUUGAAGUCCUUCAAUUCCUUCAUCAGCCGCAAUGAACCUCCACAGCGGCUGUCAGAGCACUCGGCGGGGAACGUAAACCUGCAGAGUCAGUACAAACGCAGCAUGGAGUUGUUGGAAGCAGCGGAGAAGGUUCAGUCCAAGAAUCGCUACCUCCAGUUGGACCAGGAGAAGAAGCAGAUGGAGAUGAGUCACAAGCGAGCUCGGUAUGAACUCGAGAGGGCUGCUUCUGACAGCGCACGUGACUUGGAGCAUGAGGUUGACCGUAACCAGGAUCUCUUGGGGCGAAUAAAAAAGUUGGGGGAGAGAGAGACUGACGCAGCUAAGAACCUAUCGGAGCAGCUGGAGGUAAAUCGUUCUCUACGUAAGAACCUGGACGGCCUGAACAGGAAAGUGGAGGAGCGAGAUUCUAGACUGAACACUGCUAACCAGACCAUCAGUUCUUUGAAGGAUGAGAUCAGAGAGCUGAAGCAGAAGAUUCAAAACCAAGACUCAACAGUUUCUUCUCAAACUCUUGAAAACCAGGAACUGCAGGAGCAGUUAGAUUUACAACGCAGGAAGUAUCAGGAAGUCUCUCAGCUUUGCCAAAGUCUCCAGGCUGCCCAGACCUCCUGCUCAGAGCACAUCAUCAAGAUUAAGGAGUUGGAGAGGCGUCUCACUCUCCAGGAACAAGACUUUGCCAUUGUGAAGAACGUGAAGUCAGAGGUGGCCAAGGUUCCGGACCUGGAAAGGGAUUUGAAGCGCCUCAGAGAAGAUAAUGCCUUUCUCAGGGAGAACAGGGAGAAUUGCAGCCUGUUGAAAGAGGAGGUGGAGGGGCUGAGGAGGAAGCUGGAGAGGAUGGAGAAAACCAAAGAGGAGCUGGUGAACAUGGAACUGGAGAAGGAGAGGAUGGCGGAGAAACUCAAAGCCUGGGAAAACAUCGGGCAAUCUACUGGACUCAACAUAAGGAAACCAGAAGAUCUGUCCAGGGAGGUGAUUCAGAUUCAGCAGAUAGAGAUUUCUCUGAAAGAGCAGAACUACACACUCAACAGCCGCGUGAGGAGCGCCGAGCGUUCGCAGUCGGAGCUCCGAGCAGAGCUGUCCCAGCAGCGCAGCAAGACUCUGGAGGAGCAGAAGAGGAGGGAGGCGCAGGACGCUCUGGUCCGCCGCCUACAGAAGAGAGUGCUGCUGUUAACCAAGGAGCGUGAUGGAAUGCGUGCCAUACUGGAGUCCUAUGACAGCGAGCUGGCGCCCACUGAGUACUCUCCUCAACUCAGCAAACGGCUCAGAGAGGCAGAGGAAGUGCUGCAGAGGACCCAGAACCACAAUGCAGAGAUGGAGGGCCAGCUGACCAAAGCACAGGAGGAGACGGGGACUUUGAAACUGCAGCUGCAAACAGUGGAGCUGGAGCUGGAGUCUCUAAAGAAGCAGCAGGCCUCUGAUACUGAUGGCAAGUCUUCAGUGACCAAAGAAGAGAUGGGCAUUCUCAGACAGAAAAUUGAAGAUCUGGAGGCAGAACGCCAGCGUUUGGAGCAGCAGAACAACGUUCUGGAGAUGAGACUGGAGAGACACAACCUACAGGGAGACUACGAUCCCGUCAAAACCCGAGUCCUCCACCUCAAGAUGAACCCCACCACGGUCGCCAAGCAACAGCGCCAGCUGGAUGUUGACGCUCUUCGGGAGGAAGUGACUUGUCUCAGGCAACUGGUGCACUCGUUGCAGGACGGAGGCGCUUCGGUCCAUUUGCAGGACGACUCCGGUGUCCACGCCACCAGCCUCAGUCUACCGCCGUCCAAGGAGGUUCUGGAUUUACGUAAGCAGAUGGAGAGCUCUGAGCUCAGGAACCAGCGUCUCAAGGAGGUGUUUCAGAGGAAAAUUCAGGAGUUCCGCACAGUCUGCUACGUCCUGACCGGCUAUCAGAUUGACAUCACCACUGAGAACCAGUACAGGCUCACCUCGGUCUAUGCGGAGCACAUGGACGACUCCUUGCUCUUCAAGAAGGGCUCCAAUGGAAGCAUGCAGCUCAUGGAGACCGAGUUCUCCAAAACUCUGGGAGAGAUGGUGGCCCUUCAUCUGCAUCACCAGAAGAGCAUCCCGGCGUUCCUCUCUGCGGUGACCCUCGACCUCUUCAGCCGACAAACCACCAUCUGAAGUAACAUGACACCGACUCAGACACGGGGCUGUAAAGAUUUAAGAUGACAUUAUUUUUGUUUUUUUAAAUUUCCUGGGUUUUUUUUUGCUACCUUUCUGGUGGUUUUUUUUUUGUCUCCCUCUCAUACAAUAUUCACAGAGUGUUCUUUCAACAGCUCUGACAUAUGAAUAGAGUAGUCAGUGCUGUGUGUUGUGGAGGAUGAACACCUUUUCUUUGAUGGAAUACUUCCAUCUUGUUUUCAAAAAGGCUUUAGAAAGCAACUUGGUAUCCCUGUUUGUACGCUGAAUAUUUCAUCAAUGAAACAUUGAGAGAUACAUUUUUUCUUAACAUGACAAAAUUGUCAUAAAAAUGAACACACAAGCCUCUGAUAUUUGGAUUUGGAGAAUGUUUUUUACAGUGUGAACAGUUUGAAGUUCACUUCCCAUCAAGUUAGAUACAGUGUGGAGAAAGGUUUAUGAAGUCCUAAGGAUCGGCAGUAGAUGCAUUCUGUGUGAUUGUUACCACCACUGAGUCUUUGACUCUUUUUAUUCUUUCUUUUGAGUCCUCUCUCUUGGGAUCUUAUGUAAAAGGUUUCACACUGAUAUUUGUGGUUACAACUAGUCCAAUCCAGUUUGAAUUCAAAAUCUGUGGAUUCUUUUUUUUCUUACCUUACUGUGAUCGGGAUAUAUCAUCAUUUUCAUCAGAAUCUUAUUAAGUCAUGCCAUAUGUUUUUUUUUUUUUUCUUUUUUUAAUCAUUUUUAUUCAUAAUUAUUUGCUUGAAUUGAAGUCUAAAGUCAUGUUUCCUGUACUUGUUUCUCUCCUUUUCUUUACGGUUAGAAGAGACUAUGUUGGCCUCUUCUAACGAAGGUGAAGAUAAAAAAUAAAGAGAUAAAAAAAAAAAAAAAAAAAAAAGUCCAGUAUUAGAUCUGCAAUAACCCCACAAAAUUCAAAGUUCACAUUAUAUAGGUUCAAGGUUGGGUGACGUGUUAAAAUGUUCCAACAGGCCACCGUCAGCCUAACAACCGGUGAAAAUCGCACACAACAAAAAUAAAACCAUCGCUGAAAUACAACAUAUUCUUCCUAACUCCAACACUAACAGCGUGUAGAGAGUUUGUAAAUGUUUCACUUUCAAUUGUAAGCCCUGCUGCCCUCAUUAAACUACUCUAGAAAUGGAGAAAACCGAUCCAAUAAUCAUUUGCAAAAUAAUUAUCCUCCCUUUUUUAAAAAUACAACUGUUUUACAGUCAAAUUACUGCAACAACAAACCACACUGAUGCGAGGCAGUAAAGGCACCGUGAAUGAACAGAAACGCAUCAGCCUGGAUUUAAUCCAUUCAUACAAAUGAUUAGCUCUUUCUUUGAUUCUGUUUCAUCACAUGGUUUACCCUUGUUUAGUUGCAGAUCACCAAGGACACUUUGAUUGCUGGAAUUCACUAAAAACUUUUACUGCUGUAACCUUUUUGACACAGAACAAAGUCUUUGGAUAUGAAUCGUAUUUGAAAGAACUAUAGAUUCUUCCUGUUUUGAAGUCAGUUAAUGGUCGAGCCUGUGUGUGUAGGCGCGAGUACGAACUCAGCGUAAGACUAAAAGAUAUUUCUAGUCAGUGACAAAGAGAAAUGGCAUAAAUAAACACGGGGUGAAGAGGAAGCAGGGGAGCCGUCAAAUAAAACAAAAGGAAGCGAGCGGAGAAUAAAGCCACUUAUCACAGUGACAGUAUAAGAGCUCCAGCUGGUGCAGCCAUAUGUCUCACGAGGAAACAUAUUCUCCUGUACUGUACAUGCCACAUACUGUCCUUGUUUGUUUCUUUUUUUCCACACACUCAUUCUUUUUCACAACACAGCACAUCUUCUGCACACCCCCGCAGCUCUCACCUCGAGGAAAUAUUCGAGAGGGGUUUCAUAUAAGCUGUUAAUAUACAGUCCCGAAGCAUACGGUGCUCUCAUUCAGGCACUUCUGGGGAUUUAUCAUUGUUGUUCGCAUUCAAUAAAACUACUGUACCUCCUCACUGUUUUAAAAUUGAAAUGCAAAUGUGAUCAAUAAAGCGAAUG